AUGGCAGUUUUCUGGAGCUUUUUAAACAGAUGCAAGGUUCCUGAGAAUGAAACUGCCGCCACAAUUUUGCCUGAUGUUGACGAAAGCAGCUUUGAUAAAGCAGUUCCUCCUUCUGAUCCAAAGGUGCUUAUCGCGAUCGAGUCGUUAGUGCUGCGUCUACGGGGUUUAAACAGGGCCUUGUGCGAUGCGGAAAUAAAGAAGUUUGAGGACAGCGUGCAAUAUUGGUUCCUCACUUUACCCGAUACUAAUGAAUAUAAAUUUUUCCGACGUCGGUUGAAGGAAGCUCGGAAACCUGGCACAGUUGAUCACUUCCCUGAAGUACAUGAAACUUUAUUACCGGAGACAUGUCCACCUCCGCCUCCAAAACCGGAACCCUCAGACUCAUGCACAUCGAAGAAACGUCGUUCUCGGUGGGGUGAUGCCGAUAGCACCGAAGUAAAGAUAGAGGAGCCGUGCCCCGAAAGCGCUGUUGAUCGUUGCACUUCCAUAGCAAACGCUAUUGCUGCAGCGAGAGCGGCGGCUGCUGCCGCUGGGAUUUCAGGCCAGUCGGCCGCCGCAAAGCAUUUCACUGGUGGAUGUAUUCUCACUGCUGAACAGGCAGAACAAAUUCGAUAUCAAAAGGAGUUACAAGCCAUGCAUGAAUUCAUCUUAGCUCAACAACGCUCGAAGCUAAAAGAGCAAGAAUUGUUGUCUCGGAUAGCGGGACCUGAAUACAGCAAAAAACCGAAGUACACCAAGGAUGGACUUGUGAUAAAAUAUGAAUACGACUCGGACGAGGACUGUGAAGGCGGCACAUGGGAACACAAAUUGAGGCAGGCGGAAAUGGAUGCCACUCGAGAAUGGGCGGAGAAACUGACCGAAAUGGGCAGAGGAAAGCAUCACAUCGGCGAUUUUCUUCCCCCCGACGAGCUGGAGCGUUUCAUGGAAACUUUCCGAGCACUAAAAGAAGGUCGGGAUCCAGAUCUUUCUGAGUACAAGCAAUUCAAGUUGACUUGUGAAAACGUCGGAUUCCAAAUGCUUGAAAAAAUGGGCUGGAAAGAGGGUGAAGGUUUAGGUUCACAAGGACAAGGUAUCGUAAACCCAGUUGGCAAAGGCAAUGUGCACAUUGAUGGUAUUGGUCUCGGAAUUGAGAGACCAUCCAACCUAGUUAAAGAAGAUGAUGAAUACGAUGCGUAUCGAAAACGCAUGAUGCUCGCCUAUCGGUUUCGUCCUAACCCCCUGCUUCAGCGACAUUAUCUCUACGCGUUCUUUCUGGCGAUUGGGGGCACCACCCUUGAUCAGUGCUUUUGCUACUCCACGUCUCAAACCGGUGCACCCUGUGUUUACUGA
Molecule: messenger RNA, 1329 nt
Organism: Dicrocoelium dendriticum
Lineage: Eukaryota; Metazoa; Platyhelminthes; Trematoda; Plagiorchiida; Dicrocoeliidae
Source: the annotation of a GenBank genome assembly